Messenger RNA from Neurospora tetrasperma FGSC 2508, 381 nucleotides. RefSeq lists its product as uncharacterized. The coding region runs from base 1 to 381 and encodes 126 amino acids. The transcript has 5 exons. The record is from RefSeq and is a predicted model, not a curated record. NCBI's taxonomy places the organism in Eukaryota, Fungi, Ascomycota, Sordariomycetes, Sordariales, Sordariaceae.
AUGGAAGAUCACGCAUUGUGUCCCGAAUGUGUGCGCGCGGCGCGUAAAAUCCAGGCACACUUCUGUCAAGCUGAGGGGUGGCAAAGGAGGACCGCCGCGAGUAAAUUGUUGCGACCGAAAGUGGCACACGCAUCAAUUAUCGCCGGCCAUGUCCCGAAAGGGCCAUCCAUCUCCCGGAAAUGGGAGGUUUCUGAGAUGGAAGGAUCAAGGGCUUUGUGGUUGUGGUGGGUGGAAGGUGGGGUGGCACAAGCCGGUCACAAGUGGGACCAAAAGGAAGGAGAAGUGGAUACAGAUCCGCCGGGGAAAAGAAACAGGGUGGACACCCAGUUUUGGAAGGCGAGGAAGGUUUGGAUGAAAUGUCAUGGAUCAAAAAACCCCUGA